This is a messenger RNA of Artibeus jamaicensis (Jamaican fruit-eating bat), 3952 nucleotides long. RefSeq names its product spliceosome associated factor 3, U4/U6 recycling protein (gene SART3). Gene Ontology annotation, cellular component: ASAP complex; nucleoplasm; cytoplasm. The transcript is spliced from 19 exons. The coding region runs from base 232 to 3174 and encodes 980 amino acids. Lineage: Eukaryota; Metazoa; Chordata; Mammalia; Chiroptera; Phyllostomidae. Gene Ontology annotation, biological process: mRNA splicing, via spliceosome. The record is from RefSeq and is a predicted model, not a curated record. Gene Ontology annotation, molecular function: protein binding; RNA binding.
ACGGAACAGAUGCCGUAUUAGUGAGUCUUUCUUUUUCUCACGAAAGCUUCUACAAAAGUAAUGAAAAUAAAAUAAAUUGCGAAUACUUAGAUACUUCCCCAACAUCUGAGGCUCAGCUUUUCCUUUCCGGCGGCAAGGGAGCGAGAUUUCGGUCAGGCGCGCGCCGCGGGCAGCUUGUACCCCAGCGGGUCCUCGGCGACGGAGCGAAAACCCGGGAGUCACUAGCGCAAGAUGGCGACGGCAGCCGCAACCUCGGCUUCAGAACCCGAGGCCGAGCCCAAGGUGGGGCCGGAGGUUGAGGGCGAGGAGGAUGAGGUUAAGGCGACGAGGACCAGAAGAAAGGUGUUAUCGCGGGCGGUGGCCGCUGCGACGUACAAGACGAUGGGGCCAGCGUGGGACCAGCAGGAGGAAGGCAUGAGUGAGAGCGACGGAGACGAAGAGUACCCCACGGCUUCCUCCGCGAGCUCCCCUGGCGAGUACGAGUGGGAGUACGACGAAGAGGAGGAGAAGAACCAGCUGGAGAUCGAGCGGCUGGAGGAGCAGCUUUCCAUCAACGUCUAUGACUACAACUGCCACGUGGACCUGAUCCGGCUGCUCCGGCUGGAAGGCGAGCUCACCAAAGUGCGGAUGGCCCGCCAGAAGAUGAGCGAGAUCUUCCCUCUGACCGAAGAGCUGUGGCUGGAGUGGCUGCACGAUGAGAUCAGCAUGGCCCUGGACGGCCUGGACCGGGAGCACGUGUACGACCUCUUCGAGAGAGCCGUGAAGGACUACAUCUGUCCAAACAUUUGGCUGGAGUACGGUCAGUACUCAGUUGGUGGAAUUGGCCAGAAAGGCGGCCUCGAGAAAGUCCGCUCUGUGUUCGAAAGGGCCCUCUCCUCUGUUGGUUUACAUGUAACCAAAGGACUGGCCAUCUGGGAGGCGUACCGGGAGUUCGAAAGUGCCAUUGUGGAAGCCGCCCGGCCCAUGGCUGGCUUCCUUUCCCCUUCUGACCGGGAACAAACCUUUGAUUCACAGCUGGAGAAGGUGCACAGUCUCUUCCGGCGACAGCUGGCUGUCCCACUCUAUGAUAUGGAGGCGACAUUUGCAGAGUACGAAGAGUGGUCGGAAGACCCGAUACCGGAGUCGGUGGUUCAGAACUACAACAGAGCCCUGCAGCAGCUGGAGCGGUACAAACCCUACGAAGAAGCUCUGUUGGAAGCAGAGGCACCCCGGCUGGCCGAAUACCAAGCGUACAUCGACUUCGAGCUGAAAGUCGGCGACCCUGCCCGCGUUCAGCUGAUCUUCGAGCGCGCCCUGGUUGAGAACUGCCUGGUCCCGGACUUGUGGAUCCGCUACAGUCAGUACCUAGAUCGGCAGCUGAAAGUAAAGGAUUUGGUUUUGUCUGUGCACGGUCGCGCCGUCAGAAACUGCCCCUGGACUGUCGCCCUGUGGAGCCGCUACCUCUUGGCCAUGGAACGGCACGGAGUCGACCAUCAAGUGAUGGCUGCGACCUUCGAAAAAGCUUUGAGUGCUGGCUUCAUUCAGGCCACCGAUUACGUGGAGAUUUGGCAGGCAUACCUGGAUUACCUGAGGAGGAGGGUCGAUUUCAGGCAAGACUCCAGUAAAGAGCUGGAGGAGCUGCGGUCCGCGUUCGCCCGGGCUCUGGAGUACCUGCAGCAGGAGGUGGAAGAACGUUUCAAUGAAAGUGGGGAUCCAAGCUGCAUGAUCAUGCAGAACUGGGCCAGGAUUGAGGCCCGACUGUGUAAUAACAUGCAGAAAGCGCGGGAGCUCUGGGACAGCAUCAUGACCCGAGGAAACGCCAAGUACGCCAACAUGUGGCUGGAGUAUUACAACCUGGAAAGGGCGCACGGCGACACCCAGCACUGCAGGAAAGCUCUGCACCGGGCUGUCCAGUGCACCAGUGACUACCCGGAGCAUGUCUGUGAAGUGUUGCUGACCAUGGAGAGGACAGAAGGUACUUUAGAAGAUUGGGAUAUCGCCGUUCAGAAAACAGAAACUCGGUUAGCACGGGUUAAUGAGCAGAGAAUGAAGGCUGCAGAGAAGGAAGCGGCUCUUGCCCAGCAAGAAGAGGAGCGGGCUCAACAGCGGAAGCGGGCGCGCGCCGAGAAGCAAGCGUCGAAAAAGAAGAAAAAGGCCAGAGGCGCGGACAAGCGCAGAGCGGAUGAGGAUGAUGAGAAGGAGUGGGGCGACGACGAAGAAGAGCAGCCUUCUAAACGCAGAAGGGUGGAGAACAACGUUGCCCCGGCCCGAGAGGCCCAGGACCUCGAAGCGGAGACAGGACUCUUCGGGAAGAGCGCGCCCGUAGAUGCGGCCCCCCCUUCGAAGCAGAAGGAGAGGGCAGCUGCCCUGAAGAGGGACGCGCCCAAGGUGCCCCACGACAGCAGCAAGGACAGCAUCACCGUCUUCGUCAGCAACCUGCCCUACAGCAUGGAGGAGCCGGGUGUGCAGCUCCGGCCACUCUUCGAGGCGUGUGGGGAAGUGGCCGAGGUCCGGCCCAUCUUCAGCAACCGGGGCGACUUCCGAGGCUACUGCUACGUGGAGUUUAAAGAGGAGAAGGCGGCCCUGCAGGCCCUGGAGCUGGACCGGAAGAAUGUGGACGGGAGGCCAAUGUUCGUGUCCCCGUGUGUGGACAAGAGCAAAAACCCCGAUUUUAAGGUGUUCAGGUACAGCACUGCCCUGGAGAAGCACAAGCUGUUUAUCUCGGGUCUGCCCUUCUCCUGCACCAAAGAGGAGCUCGAAGAGAUCUGUAAGGCUCACGGCACUGUGAAGGACAUCAGGCUGGUUACCAACCGAGCCGGCAAACCAAAGGGCCUCGCCUACGUGGAGUACGAAAAUGAAUCGCAGGCCUCGCAAGCUGUCAUGAAGAUGGACGGCAUGACCAUCAAAGAGAACGUCAUCAAAGUGGCCAUCAGCAACCCGCCGCAGAGGAGAGGUCCAGAGAAGCCGGAAGCAAGGAAAGGCCCGGGUGGCCCCAUGGUGCCUCGGCAGAUGUAUGGAGCGCGGGGGAAGGGGCGGACCCAGCUUUCUCUGCUGCCUCGCGCCCUGCAACGCCCCAGUCCCGCAGUGGCUCAGGCCGAGAAUGGCCCUGCCCCGAAGCCGGUCACCACUUCAGCGGCCACCGAAGCUCCCAAGAUGUCCAACGCUGACUUCGCCAAGUUGCUUCUGAGAAAGUGAACGGGAUUCUGAGAGAAGCGGAAUGCCUUACUUCACGCUGGCCAGAAGGACCACCGUCGCCCAGCUGUACCCUGGGUAUGGAAGGGCCCGGGCAGCGCCCACGCCCACGUAGUGUCUGCUGGUCUAGACAGACAGGGAAAGGGUGUCCCAGGAAAGAGGCCCUCAGUGUUCCCUCAUAUUGAGGGUGACAGAGGAAAGCAGUCACUCCGCAGGUAGGGCCCAGAGUGUAGUUUCUAAGAUAUUUUUUUGUCUUGAAGAGUGAUAAACGGAAGUGAAACUUGGACACGCUGUUUUGAGACACACUUGUCCAGAUGUUUGCGGCCAACUCUGGCCCCUUUUAUAAGACACUUCUCUCCCACUCUGCAUAGUACACGUGCCCGCCGCUCUUUAAUUUUCGAAAGACAAGAUGGCAGAUGCUAGUAAUUCACCGGAAUGGCCUAUUUUAGUAAUGGGGUGGGGACAAGGGAAGUCACAUAAAAAAUGUUUGACAGAUUUUUGUCCAAGGGGGCUGUGCGUUUUUAUAUUAUGUAUUUGUAAAUGACACGUCAACCCAUCGUCCUCACGUUUCCUGAAAGCAGAGUAUCUGUGACAUUUGUGUCACAUAGGAGUUCUGGGUGCCGUCUGCUGUGGACCAUUUUCUUUGCCUAGUGACUAGUGGACUGUGUUCUUCGUCUCAAUACUGAGUUUUAGCCCUUUGGUUUUGUUCAAAUACCAUGUCAAGUGCAAAUUUAAGUUUUCCCCAUUUAGGUUUGUUUAUUAAACCGAUGUUCUCUUACAA